AUGCUUCACAAAAUGUUCCUCACAUUUAUUGUUCCUGAGAUUGAGUAAGAAUAUAGAUUAAAUUAUUAACCAUAUAUGAUAAAUGAAUAUAAAACUUUGACUACUCUCAUAUUGGUAUAUGUUAUUAUUAUUCUUAGUUUGUUGGAACAUUUUUCAUAUUAUCCUUUAUAAGUGAAUAAAACUAUUAUUAUGCACUUUAUGGUUUACUAUGUGGUAUUCCUGUUAUGAUGUCUCGAUAUUUUGUAAGUAAAUAUCCUAAAUUCUCAAAUUUUGUAUACCCUUUCUUACAAAUUACAGUGACAAUAAUAUACAACAUUUUCUCUUUAGCUAAAAAUUAAGAUGAUGUACCAUAAAUGUAUUUCAGAUAUUAAUGGUAUUAUGGAUUUUUUGCUGCUAUUAGUCAUAUAUGUAUAAAUAGGUUAAUAUAAAUAGGCAUAUAUUUAUAAGGAACAAUAUUGUGUUUUUAGACUAUAACUAUGAUUGGCAUUUUAGCAUGGCAUAUAUCUAGAUUUGAUUUUUCAAGUCCAAAUGGAGCAUAUAUUACUGUUUAAAUAGCAAUCGUAUUUGUAGUAGUGUUUUUUUGUAGAAGAGAAUAAGAGAGAAAUAAAAGAUUAAGUUAUCUAAAAUAUAGAGAAAAUAUGAAGUGGUUUUAAAUUAUGGACAAGAUAGUUAAAAAAUGGACUAUGUUUGUUUAAUUUGACAAAUCUUAAGAUUAAUUAUUUUUAGUUCAGUAAUCUAAAGCAUCAUAAUCUGAAUUUAUGAUUUAAAAUGAUUAAGAGUUUCGUUCAUUUUUAAGAAAUGUAAGUAAUCACAUUUAAUUAGAUUUAUAUUGAAUAAACAAGUUCUUUAAAAACCUAAUCAGGUUAAACUACUUUAGAAGAUAUUCUUAGAUAGCUUCUAAAUACUAAGAUUUGUUAAUUUGAUACAAUAAAUAAUCUAAAAGAUUCUUUAUAUUAUAGAUAUGUAGGAUAUUAACAGUAAACAGGAAGAUAUUUAAAGAUAAAACUAGUAGAGUAUUAUUUGUCUGAUUCUAAAAUGAUUAUUAUGAUCCUGUAGAAUGAUUAAUAAAAAUUAAACGAAGCAUGGAAAAAGUAUGUUGCAGUGGAAAAUUAUUUUAGAUUUUUAACAAAUUAAUCGAUUAGAUUGAUUUAAAAAAUUACAUAGGUAAUAUCUAUUAAAUAUUUGAAUCUUCAUAAUUUAAUAGACGAAUAUAAUUAUUUUAAUGCAGCUUAUAUAUGGUUAAAUACUAAUAAAUAUGUAUAACAUAGAAGUGAAGUUAAUAUAAACAAAGUAGAGUAUCAGCUUAAGAAUAUAUUCAAAAAGUCAAUUUAAAUUGAGUAUAAUGGAUAAGAAAGAUUAUUUUAAUCUUCUCUCUAAGCAAUUAUGUUUAUAUGUGUCAAUCUUAUAAAAUACUUAUAAUCCUAAACAAAAUCUAAUAUUAAAAUUAAAAUAGUGGAACAAAUUCAACAACAAGUUAGAUAUUUUGAAUUUUAUUUUGAAACAUAGGAUUUUAAGUUAAGAUCGAAUUUGAUACAUUUAUUUUAAGAAAAUAAAUAUUAUGAAAAGCGAAAGAUUUAAUAUGAUGAUUAAAAUUUUAAACGUAUAAUGGAUUCAUACAUAAACUUUUUAGAAAUAAUGGAAUCUAAUAUAUAGACAAGUUUAGUAAUGGCAAUUAUAAAAUUUCUUCUAUCACAUUUUGGUUUAACAAAUAGAAUUGAAUAUAAAAAAAACUAAAUUAAAAUAUGUUUUAUCGAUUUAGAUUCGUUAAAAGACUGUUGA
Paramecium sonneborni is the source of this 1779-nucleotide messenger RNA. Lineage: Eukaryota; Ciliophora; Oligohymenophorea; Peniculida; Parameciidae. The record is from the annotation of a GenBank genome assembly.